AUGUACAGAUGGGGGUAUCGGCUGAAAUCACGCGAAGACCUCCUGGAGCCUGCUGAAGAUGCUGCAAAGGUGUCGGUGAAAAGGGCCGGAAAGGUUAGAUUCUCCAACCAGAAUGUCGUCAUUAGUAGCAUUGUCGUUGGAUUCGUCUUCGUUGUUGUUGUCUUCAUUUUAAUUGGUGCUGGGGGGUUUGUCUUUGCCAUCAUCAUCUUCUCAUUCGCCGUUGUCAUUGUCACCUUCUUCUUCCUCCUUCUUAUUGUUGUUGUCGUUGUCGAGGGAGGUUGCUAA
This is a messenger RNA of Protopolystoma xenopodis, 285 nucleotides long. NCBI's taxonomy places the organism in Eukaryota, Metazoa, Platyhelminthes, Monogenea, Polystomatidea, Polystomatidae. The record is from the annotation of a GenBank genome assembly.